Messenger RNA from Cutaneotrichosporon oleaginosum, 805 nucleotides. RefSeq lists its product as uncharacterized. Gene Ontology annotation, cellular component: trans-Golgi network; cytoplasm. Lineage: Eukaryota; Fungi; Basidiomycota; Tremellomycetes; Trichosporonales; Trichosporonaceae. Gene Ontology annotation, molecular function: GTP binding; GTPase activity. The record is from RefSeq and is a predicted model, not a curated record. Gene Ontology annotation, biological process: protein localization to Golgi membrane; vesicle-mediated transport; intracellular protein transport.
UUCUUGCCACUUACUACACAUCCUCACGACUUCCGUCAGACGCGCCAACCAUGGGAGUCACCUUCUCAUCCCUGUGGUCGCGCCUCUUCGCCAAGCGCGAAACCAAGGUCCUGAUUCUUGGUUUGGACAAUGCCGGCAAGGUGGGUCGUACAGUAUACCUGCAAGGUCGAGCUAUACUCCCGAGUUGUCGGGAGGGAUGCAGGAGCGGAAGGGCGAAGCGCUGUGGAGGGAGAUCAUGAGAAGCAAGCCUGCAAGGGCUGCUUUUGAGUUUCUCACACCAGUCCACCAUCCUUUACCGCAUUACGAUGGGGGCCGUCGUUGCGUCGGCGCCAACAGUAGGGUCAAACCACGAGAUCUACGAGUACAAGGGUGUGCGGUUCGGCUUGAUCGAUCUGGGUGGACAAAGUAGCCUGCGGGCGACGUGGAACCAGUACUUUGCCGACACGGCUGCGAUUAUUCUCGUCAUCGACUCAAACGACGCGGCGCGCUUGGCACUAGCGAAGGCUGAAUUGCAGAAGCUGGUCAAGGCCGAGGAACUGCGCACUGCCCUCCUGCUCGUCCUGGCAAACAAGCAAGACUUGCCGGCUGCCGAGGGCCGUCUCACGCCGGCGCAAGUGUCGGAAGGGCUUGGACUCACAGACCUCCGCGAGCGCGAGUGGCAGAUCAUGGGCUGCUCGGCAUUGACGGGCACCGGGCUCGUGGAGGGCAUGGAUUGGCUGGUCACCAAGCUCGAGCAGCGCUAGACUAUAAUGACAUUACAUCACGACACUUGCAUGCCACACGAAUCAUUGUAUGCUAUCGGGGG